AUGUUUUACAGUCUAAUUUCAUCUCACACUUUCUCCAAGAAGGCUCUGACGAGACCUCCGGUUACUAAUGGGAACUCCAAGCCGAAGAGAUUCUUCAAGCGGCCGUUUCCUCCUCCGUUUCUGGAUAAACGCAUCAUCGAGAGACGGGAUGGCUCCAUAAAGAAGAAGGAGGCAGAGUGGGUUUGGAUAAGAUCUUGGCAAACUGAAGAAGGUUUUGGAGAUAUCCAGCAACAGAGCAAUAACAACAGUUGUUCCGAGCCAACAUUACAGAUGAAGCUUCAGACAUGUUCUGAGCCAACAUCACAGAUGAAGCUUCAGCCAUGUUAA
Messenger RNA from Eruca vesicaria subsp. sativa (arugula), 327 nucleotides. The record is from the annotation of a GenBank genome assembly. NCBI's taxonomy places the organism in Eukaryota, Viridiplantae, Streptophyta, Magnoliopsida, Brassicales, Brassicaceae.